AAUAUUGUUUACGAAAGCCGGAUAUUGUAACAAUUUCUACAACUAUACAUUGUGCUAAUGCACUUUCACUGUUUGAUUAAAUAGAGCGUAUCGUCCAAAGAAAAGAUCGUGAAAUACAGAAGUCACAAUUUCACUUACAAUUCAGUACGCAUGCAGUAUUUAUUCAGCAGACACGAACUGUUUGCUCAUCUUGCACUGCAAAUUGUAAACUAAAUCUAUUCAAUAACAAAAUGCACGAGAAAUAUAAAAUCUUUAUGUUUAUAAAUUCACGUUUAUUACAAGUAGUAAUAAUAGUGCUUAUUGUAAAUGUUGUCACAGCUAAUUUGUUGGACAAACUUAUAAAAACUACGUCAGCUGAAGAAACUUUAAAACAGAAAAUGGCAGACGUUUUAUCAGUAGGACAGUACUUUCAAGACAUAUUUUCCGAACAUCCAGCACCUUUCGAAAUUGAAUUUGGUCAUGUUUGCGAGAAUCCCAACGAAUGGGAACAGAGAUUCGAGCGGAAGGACUUUGAUAAUAAUCGCUACAGUGGCAAGAUAAAAUGGGGCAACAAAAAAGGAGAAUACGGCGAGCAUUAUUGGGAUUUAAAUCAUUAA
Linepithema humile (Argentine ant) is the source of this 596-nucleotide messenger RNA. Lineage: Eukaryota; Metazoa; Arthropoda; Insecta; Hymenoptera; Formicidae. The record is from RefSeq and is a predicted model, not a curated record.